Melozone crissalis (California towhee) is the source of this 4675-nucleotide messenger RNA. RefSeq names its product IQ motif and SEC7 domain-containing protein 2-like. NCBI's taxonomy places the organism in Eukaryota, Metazoa, Chordata, Aves, Passeriformes, Passerellidae. The record is from RefSeq and is a predicted model, not a curated record. Gene Ontology annotation, biological process: actin cytoskeleton organization; regulation of ARF protein signal transduction. Gene Ontology annotation, molecular function: guanyl-nucleotide exchange factor activity; protein binding.
CCACGCGGACGCCGAGGCUCAGUACCAGAACCACCUGGAGGCCGAGGGGCUCUACGGGGACCCCGAGCUGCCGUACCCGGCCCGGGCCGAGCGGGACCUGCCCUACCCGAGCCACGGCGACCCCGACGGGGCCUACCCGGCUCACCUGGAGCGCGACGGGACCUACCCCGAGCACCUGGAGCACGACGGGAGCUACGCGGAGCACCUGGAGCGGGAGCGGCCCUACCCCGCGCACCUGGAGCGGGACGCGGCCUUCGAGGCGCUCACCGAGCGGGACGGGCCCUACACGGGCCGGGGCGAGCACGAGCGGCCCUACCCGAGCCGAAAGGAGCGGGACAGACCCUACCUGAGCCGAGCCGAGCGCGACGGGCCCUACGCGGCCCGCAUGGAGCAGGAGGGGCAGUUCCACGGCUGCCUGGAGCGGGACCUCCAGUACCAGCCGCACCUGGACAGGGACGGGCAGUACCCGGGCAGGAUGGAGCAGGACGGACAAUAUUCCAGCAGGAUGGAGCAGGACGGACAGUACUCCAGCAGGAUGGAGCAGGACGGACAAUAUUCCAGCAGGAUGGAGCAGGAUGGACAGUACUCCAGCCGCAUGGACCGGGAGGGGCCGUACCCGGCGCGGCUGGAGCGGGACGCGCAGUACCCGGAGCGGGACGCGCAGUACCCGGCGCGGCUGGAGCAGGAGGGGCCGUACCCGGCCCGGCUGGAGCGGGAGGCGCCGUUCCGGGCCCGGGACGGGCACUACGGCGGCUGCUGGGAGCGGGAGUGGGCGCGGGGGCCGCUGAGCCGCGGCGCCUCCCGCAGCUCCAGCCCCGGGGGCGGACACAGCACCAGCGCCAGCACCAGCCCGGCCACCACCCUGCAGCGCAAGUCGGAUCGCGACAGCUCCAGGACAGUGAGCGUGGACGGCGAGGCCCCGGGCAGCGAGGGGGGGGGCGCGGUGCCCGAGAGCCCCGGGCGGCCCCCCCCGUACCGGGCCCUGCCCCAGCCCGCGCCCCAAGGCCCGGGGGGCUCCGGGGGCGGCCCCGGGGGCGGCGCCGGGGGCGUGGCCUGGCCCCGGCUGCCCCCCCAGCCCGCCAGCGUGGCCCUGCGCAAGCAGGAGGAGGAGGAGGAGAGCAAGAGGCCGAAGGCUCUGAGCGACAGCUACGAGCUCUCCACCGACCUGCAGGACAAGAAGGUGGAGAUGCUGGAGCGCAAGUACGGCGGCUAUUUCCGCUCGCGGCGGGCGGCGCGCACCAUCCAGGCGGCGUUCCGGCGCUACCGCAUGGCGCAGAAGUUCGAGCGGCUGCGCAGCGAGGGCGGCCGGGCGCGGCGCCUGGCGCUGCCGGGGCUGCGCCUGCAGUUCUCCUUCGAGGAGUACGACCGCGGCCCCCCGGCCCCCGCCCCGGGGCCGCCCCCGCCGCCCCCGCCCUACUUCCAGGGCAAGCCGGCCUCGCUGGACGAGGGCGUCCUGGGGGGCCCGCGCCGCGCCCCCCGAUACGGGGGGUCCUGCCGGGCCGGCCUGGACGGGGGCGGGGGUCCCGGAGAGGGGGUCCAGGUUGGGGGGGGCUCCGGGGUGGGGGGCGCGGGAAGCCCCCCCCGGCAGCUCUCGGCUUCGGCCGAUUUCGGGCCAGGAGGCGCCGACCUGGAGGAGGCGUUUGCGCAGCAGGUGAAGUCCUUGGCCGCCUCCAUCGAUGAGGCGCUGGGGGGGGGUCGCGGUGUCCCCCCCGGCGCCCCGGACCCCCCCGCGGGCGACAGCGCGGCCACCUCGGCCAGUGACGUCACGCUGUACCUGGACGAGGGGCUCCCCGGCUCCCCCCGCUCCCCGGAGCGACCCCCCAGCCCCGAGCCCCCCCCGGACACGGCGGGCCCCCCGCCCCCGCCCGCGCCGCCGCCCCCGCCGCCGCCCCCCGCCAACGCCCCCGGCCCCGCCGAGCGCUGGGGGGGCCCCCCCGAGGAGCCCCCCCGGAGGGGCCCCCCGUGCCUGGAGUGCCGCGGCCGGGGGGCCGGGGGCGGGCACCCCCCGCUGCUGACCGUGGAGCCCCCCAGCGACAGCUCGGCCGACCUGAGCGACCGCUCGGACCGCGGCUCCAUCAACCGCGGCGGCCCCUACGAGCCCGAGGGCACCGGCGGCGGCGGCGGCGGCGGCGGCGGCACCCUGCCCCGCUCCGGGCCCCCUCCCCACCGCUGCUUCCACCCCGAGGGGCCGCCCCCGCCGCCGCCCGGGCCCCCGCCCCCGCCCGCGGCCGAGGAGGGCUCCGAGGGCGACAACGAGAGCCUGGGCAGCAGCUCCAACUCCAACGAGACCCUCAACUGCUCCUCGGGCUCCUCGUCCCGCGACAGCCUGCGCCGGCCGCCCCCGCCGCCCCCGCCGCCGCCCACGGCGCCGCCGCAGCCCCCCGGUGCCGCCGGCGCCCCCGGCAAGGCCACGUACCAGCGGGAGCCGCGGCAGAGCUGGGACUCGCCCGCGCUCAACAACGACGUGGUGCAGCGGCGCCAGUACCGCAUCGGCCUCAACCUCUUCAACAAGAAGCCGGAGAAGGGGAUCCAGUACCUGAUCGAGAGGGGGUUCCUGUCGGACACGCCCGUGGGCGUGGCCCACUUCAUCCUGGAGCGGAAGGGCCUGAGCCGGCAGAUGAUCGGCGAGUUCCUGGGCAACCGCCAGAAACAGUUCAACCGCGACGUGCUCGACUGCGUGGUGGACGAGAUGGAUUUCUCCGGGAUGGAGCUGGACGAGGCCCUGCGGAAGUUCCAGUCCCACAUCCGGGUGCAGGGCGAGGCGCAGAAGGUCGAGCGCUUGAUCGAGGCCUUCAGCCAGCGCUACUGCGUGUGUAACGCGGCCCUGCUGCGCCAGUUCCGCAACCCGGACACCAUCUUCAUCCUGGCCUUCGCCAUCAUCCUCCUCAACACCGACAUGUACAGCCCCAGCGUCAAGGCCGAGCGCAAGAUGAAGCUCGAGGACUUCAUCAAGAACCUGCGAGGGGUGGACAAUGGCGAGGACAUCCCCCGGGACAUGCUGGUGGGCAUCUACCAGCGCAUCCAGAGCCGCGAGCUGCGCACCAACGACGACCACGUGUCCCAGGUGCAGGCUGUGGAGCGCAUGAUCGUCGGCAAGAAACCGGUGCUGUCCCUGCCCCACCGCCGCCUCGUCUGCUGCUGCCAACUCUACGAGGUGCCCGACCCCAACCGGCCCCAGCGCCUGGGGCUGCACCAGCGCGAGGUUUUCCUCUUCAACGACCUCCUGGUGGUGACGAAGAUCUUCCAGAAGAAGAAGAUCCUGGUGACCUACAGCUUCCGGCAGAGCUUCCCGCUGGUGGAGAUGCACAUGCAGCUCUUCCAGAACGCCUAUUACCAGUUUGGGAUCAAGCUGCUGUCGGCGGCGCCGGGCGGCGAGCGCAAGGUGCUGAUCGUGUUCAACGCCCCGAGCCCCCAGGACCGGCUGCGCUUCGCCAGCGACCUCCGAGAGUCCGUGGCCGAGGUGCAGGAGAUGGAGAAGUACCGGGUGGAGGCGGAGCUGGAGAAGCAGAAGGGCGUGGCGGGGCCGCGGGGCGCGGGGCCCCCCCGCGAGGCGCUGAACGGGCUCAGCCGCAGCUCCCUGGAGGAGGCGUUCGGGGCCGAGGGGCUCAAGCGGAGCGCGCUGAGCAGCUCCCUGCGGGACCUGUCCGACAGCGGCAAGCGGGGCCGGCGGAACAGCGUGGGGUCCCUGGACAGCACCAUCGAGGGCUCCAUCAUCAGCAGCCCCCGGCCGCAGGCGCGGGGGGGCCCGGGCGGGCCGGGGGGCGCUCCCGAGGGGGGGGGCGGCUACAAGCCCCCGGCCCGCCCGGUCUCCAACUCCUCGUCCUUCCUGGGCUCGCUCUUCGGCAGCCGCCGCGGGAAAGGCCCGGCCGGGCCCCCCCCCGGCGCGGGGGGUCCCGCUUCGGCCUCGGCCUCCUCCUCCUCGGCGUCCUCGUCGCACCACCACCACCACCCGCCGCCCGCCGCGCCCCCCGAGGGCCCCUCCAAGCUGCAGGCGCUGCACGCCCAGUACUGCCACGGGCCCGGGGGGGGCUCGGCGGGCGCGGGGGGCGGCCCGGGCCCUCCGCCGCCCCCCCCGUACCCGCAGCAGCCGCCGCCGCCCAGCCGCCCCGCGCCCCCCCCUCCGCUGCCGGCCAUCGCCGCCGGGCAGCACGGCCCCCCCGGCGGCGGCUUCCCGCCCCCGCACCCGCACUACACGCUGCACCGGCCCGGCAAGAGGGGGGGGGCUCCCCCCGGCGCCCCCCGGCAGCCGCUGUCGCCGCUGCCCCUGUACAGCCCCGCGCCCGCGCACCACGGGCUGUCCCACGCGUACCCCCCCGGGCCCCCCCCGCACCACCACCCGCCGCCGCCCCCCGCCCCCGCCAAGCACUUCGUGUUCGGGGGGGGCGGCGGCGUCGGGGGGGGCCCGGCCGGGGGGGCUCUGCGGGGAGGGGGCGGCGGCGGGGGAGGGGCGGCGCCCCCCGUUGCCCAUCACCACCAUCACCACCAUCACCACCACCCCCACGCGCCCCCCCACUCGCCCAUCCCCCCCCACCCUUCCUACCCCCCCCUGCCCCCCCCAUCGCCCCACACCCCCCUGAGCCCCCACUCGCCCGCCGGCCCCACCUCGCCCCUGGCCCAGGCCGGCCAGGGCCCCCCCAAACCCAAGGGGGGGAACCGCAUCAGCACGGUGGUCUGA